AUGAAGUACGCUUUCAAAAGAGAUCUCAUUCAUGAUGCUGUAGGAGGUCUAACAGUUGGAAUCAUGCAUGUACCACAAGGAAUUGCUUACGCUGUGUUGGCGGGUGUUGAUCCAGUAGUCGGUCUGUACACAUCAUUCUUUCCCGUACUAUCGUAUAUGAUAUUUGGUACUUCACGGCAUUGCUCUACAGGAGCCUUCGCAGUUGUAGCACUGAUGACAGGGAAAGCGGUCCAUCGGUUAUCCGUCGCUCCCGAAGACGUCAUGUCCUUAGGGAAUAUCACAGGGUCAACGACAUCACCUACACCGGUUCAAGUCGCUUCAGCAUUGACAGUGCUUAUUGGUAUAAUCCAGGUAUUGGUAGGAGCGCUUGGUCUCGACUUUGUCACGACGUAUUUCUCCGAUGAACUCGUUACUGGCUUCACAACUGGUGCUUCCACACAUGUAUUUAUUACACAGCUCAAGGAUGUCUUUGGAAUUCCUGGACUUCCACGACGUGAAGGAGUGGCGAACGCAUUACUGAAAAUCUAUGAUCUCUGUGCUGGGCUUCCACGAACGAAUUUGAUCGCUUUUGGGCUGUCAGCAUUGACGAUCCUCCUGCUGAUGAUCGGAAAAUACGUGCUCAAUCCUCUUGUGAAAAAACGCCUUCAUUGUCCAGUACCUUUCCCAAUGGAGCUUCUUGCUGUGGUCCUAGGAACUGUGAUAUCUCAAUUUGCUCAUCUCAAAUCGAACUUCAAUGUCUCAAUCGUUGGAAAGAUUCCAGAAGGUUUACCAGCGCCAUUGUUGCCCCAUUUGGAUUUGAUACCAUCACUCAUCGUCGAUGCGAUUUCCAUAUCAGCCGUUGUUAUGGCCAUCCAUGUCUCUCUAGCCAAAAUAUUAGCCAAAAAGUACCAGUAUGAAAUGGUUACCAAUCAGGAGUUCUACGCAAUGGGUUUCACAUCGGUAUUAAGCGGAUUUUUCCCGAUUUUCCCACAUUCCUGUAGUAUUUCACGGACGAUGGUUAGCGUUGGAGCAGGAACUAAAACUCAGUUGAACGCCAUUUUCUCGAGUAUAUUCAUCUUCAUCAUCGUGCAAUUCAGUGGUUCAUGGCUCCAGCCUCUACCAAUGUGUGUACUUGCUUCCAUAAUUGUUGCUGCCUUGUUGGGAAUGUUCCAGAAAUUCGGACAACUAGUGAGAUUGUGGCGACUGUCCAAGAUCGACUUCAGUAUCUGGGUAGUCGCUUUCGUCGCCACCGUAUGUAUAGAUGUAAUGGAAGGACUCGCAAUCGCAAUUGUUUUCGCUCUGUUCACUACUGUCAUUCGAGAGCAAUGGCCAAAAUGGCAUAUCUUGGCGAACAUAUCAGGAACCUAUGACUUCCGUGAUGUGGAGAGAUAUCGCCAUAUCUACUUCUUCAAUAGUGUGUGUGUGCUGAGAUUCGACUCACCGCUCCUGUUCACAAAUGUCGGACGAUUCCGAAAGAUAGUGGAUAAUGUGGCGGAUGACUGGGAAGGUAUAAAGUAUUGCGGAAAACUCGACAAGAAACACCUCGUUCUGGGAGAGCAAAGCGAGAAAGAUUCCGUGAGUGUAUCUUCCGAAAACCAGAAGAAAUACCUUAUAAUUGACUGUUCCGGAUUUGCUUACGUGGACAUCAUGGGUGUGAACACCCUCAAAGAGAUUCACGAGGACCUGCGUGUUAAAAACAUCUGCGUCUCCUUUGCAGCUGCCAAAGCACCAGUACGUGAAUUGUUCGAAGCCAGUGGUCUCUAUGCAGCUGUAGCCAAGACCAAUUUCUACCCUACGAUCUAUGAUGCGAUCGCAUACGCUCAAAUGGAGAGAGGUGUCUCGACCCCCGAUCAUUUCAUAUCGCAUGAUAGUUACGUCAAUCACGUCGACACGACAGACGAAGCCAUUCAGUGUCCUGAACCGUCGAAGGAACGCUGCUCAGUGUAG
This is a messenger RNA of Haemonchus placei, 1926 nucleotides long. The record is from the annotation of a GenBank genome assembly. Lineage: Eukaryota; Metazoa; Nematoda; Chromadorea; Rhabditida; Trichostrongylidae.